CGAAGCCAGCAAAAAACCCCAACUCGCUGCCUAGUGGUUUUUAUGCAAAAACGGCGCCUUAAAAUAGUGUGUUUGACUCAAUUUCCUCAAACUUACUCAAUCUAUGAUCAUGUCAAGUAUGGCCACUUCUUUGGGAAAAAUGAAGCUCGGGUUGUACUUCAUCGGAGUUUUUAUGUUGUUUGUUCCUGAAAUAAAUUCGGGUGGAUCUAAGAAUGACAGAGGAAUUCUUUCGCGUCGUAAAAGAUAUGUGGCUUUCCCGGAUGGAUCCACGUUGAUUUGGGCGUUCUGUAUGACGGCUCAAACGAUUAUUCCCGGAGGAAUUUUCACCGAAGGGGUGAAUUACGGCGUGUCCUACGAUUUGCCUAAUAGAACCACAUUUCGGGAAUAUUUCGACGACAAGAAGAAUUUUAUUCUGAGGAGGAGACAUAGGAGAGAUUUGUACAGCAAAGCCGAAGUUAUAAUGGACUCGAUGGGGUUCGACGGCAGGACUUGUAUCUAUCGUGCUUUAUGUGAAGCUUCUCGGAUGGGUCGUAAAAGCUCCACUCUAUCAGAACAAUUGAUCCGUCUUGUGUUCAAGUUUCCGGGAGAGACCAUAUCGGUAUUCGAACCUGAAGAGCAUCGCUUAUAUCAUUCAGCUUAUCGCCGAGCACGACAAAACAAGCAACAGGAUUGUGCCGACAUGUUUCCAGCUUGCACGAUAUCGCUUGUGGAUCUUGCGCUAGGAUAUUACAACGAUUAUGCACAGGAAGCUCAUCAGCUCACAUCAAACGACGAUUUAUGAUUUUUUAUCACCCCUCAUCAAGUUAAUAAAAUUUAAAGUAA
Molecule: messenger RNA, 822 nt
Organism: Tribolium madens (black flour beetle)
Lineage: Eukaryota; Metazoa; Arthropoda; Insecta; Coleoptera; Tenebrionidae
Exons: 5
Coding region: 104-781 (225 amino acids)
Source: RefSeq, a predicted model, not a curated record